CUUUGGUCUUGAGUAACUUGGAAAUAUCACGAAAAAGGACCACUUUCAAACUCAUGUUUUUAUUAUUUAUGAUGUGAUUAAGUAAAAAAUAAGGUAUUGCACGGAAAGAUGCCUGCAGAUGGGGAGAACGAGUCUCCUGCCCCAUUGCAAGAUGAUCAGGCAGGCCACGGCAGUGAGUCCGAACAACCAGCUUCUGAUACCACAGUCAACACGGGGGUAAAGUCUCCAACCCUGUCGUCGGAAGAAAAACUUAAAUCUGCCAGUGCCAGUAGUCAUGUCUCUGAGGAAAGACCAAAAUCUGCUACAAGCCAUCCGAGUUCUGAUGACCAGAAAAGCUCUGGGUUAAACCGUUCUCAAACUCAGAGUAGAGGUGCUAGUGAAAGUCCCACACGCCCGAAGAGUAACGCUUCAGGAGAAAUCAAGUUUGAGGCAAAACCCAAAUCAUCCCGGAAGAAGAAACAGCUGCCUCCUGAUGCCCAUAAAGUCACUUUUACCGUGACGAUAGCGUUGGCAUUCCCAACAGAUCUAGAAAUAGAGGGCAGCACUGCUGCAACGCCAGACCGAACGCCAGUCCAAGAUGACGACCAACCUGAUAUGCGUGAGCUCAUCAAGAAGAAGAAGCGUGUUGUGGAGGCGCCACGCGCACAGAACUACUACCAUUGUGAAUAUUACCUGUUACCCACGGAUACAGAGCCGGUUAAGACAGAUAUUGUCACGUUCGGUAUGGCGGCCAAGCUUUAUACAGAGCGACAGGAACCUCGGGUGUUGAAGACAUGGCAGGAUGGAGACCAGACCUGGGUCUCUUGGACUCACAGCCACAACGUGGUCGUAACUGAUGAACUUCUCUGUGAGCUCUACAAACAUCGGCUGGAGCUCAGGAUCUGGGACACAAAGGAGAAAUGCUCAACGAGGGCAAGGUUUGAUCGCCCGAAAGCCUUCAGACUUCCACAAGCCAAGCCUGGUGAGGAUGCAGAUGACAUCGGUGGCGUGAAGACCAUGGUCAUCAAACAAUCGCGAUGUUUCCUGAAAAUGCAACCGAGGAAGUCCUACAUAGACCGCCCCCUUCCAUCGCAAACGCAAAUCGCAUUUGACGCUCUCGAAGUCCAGGCAUCCUUGGAGAAGACGAGCCGAAAGAGUACGCCUGCGGGAAAGGGCGACAAGAAACCACCUGGGACUGGGAAAGACACAGAAGACUCACCAAAGACGCCGGGCUCAGGCAAGGAAAGUCCAACCCCAACUGCCCUUGUUGCUGUCCCUAGUGGAGAAAACUUGGGGGGAAGGAGUUUCAGUAGGCUUGGCAAACUAGCCGGUGUUGGUCCACCAAAAGAACCGAAAGAACCAAAACCAGGCCGGGAGCGAGCACCGAAACCCCCGCCAAAAUCAAAGAGCCGGAAUAAAGAGAAUGCCUCGACGAAGGCGUCAACAAAGGCACCGACUCCGGCACCAGUGCCUAAGAAACCUGGUACAGCAGAGACACAGCAGGCGCAAACAUGGCCGGCAGCUAAGUCGGACACAAAAUCACCAAACGUUGGUGAUCAGGCUGCAACCGUAGAAGACAGCCCUGUAAAGCACUCCACCCAAACCAGGCCGAACAAAAAGGCUGAGGCCGCAGCUCUGGCAGCCCUAGAGCACACAAAGAAGUAUGGCGUCGCCAUGGUACCAAUGAGAAUGGCGGAAUUCUUUGCCGGAAAAAUGAUGAUGACAACUCGUCUGGAAAAACCAGUGCCGUCAGUUGACGAUGUUUUCCUGACGGUGUUGAUUAAUGAGCCGUUGUUAUCUGAGGAGCAGACCAGGAAAUUGAACCCACUCAUAAUCACGGUGAAUUGUGGGAAGAAUAUGCCGGCAAAGCCACUAGGAUAUGAAGAACUGUCUCAAAGAUGUAGCCCAGUUUAUACUAAGUAUAAAUUCUUUGACCAGCCGGACCACUGCAGUAUGCGCAGGCAGCACGGCUCGUCCAUCUAUUGGGAUGAUAUCAAUGUGUUUCUCGCAGGAACAAUGGAUAAGUCGCAGCUACGUGAGUGUCUCCUUGGGCCUCCCCUGACGAUCGAAGUGCACGACCGCGAUCGAGAGAUUCUGGACGAGAAAUUGAAACCAGCGCUAUUUGGCGACGACUUGGAGGAUGAGAAGAUUAGUAACGUUGGCACUGUCGCGUCAAGAAGAACAGUCCACAAUGCAUUUAGCGGUCGCGAUAAGCCGUGGGACCCACACGGUAUCGCCAAAUUCGAUCUCUCAGGCCUUCUGCUCGGGCAGAAAAUGUUAAGUUUGAAGGUACCAAUCCAGCCUUGUGCCAACCCUGAUCUGCUUGGCUUGAAGGAGGGCAAACAGGAUGAGAAGUUGGUGGGCAUCGCGGGGGCCGUUGAUGGCCCGGUGGACUCGCCCACACCUGCAGGGCAUUACUUCCAAUCAGGCGCAGCUCUGAACAUCAAGGUGACUGUGGCCCAUGCGCUAACAACCCCUGAAGAGGUCGCCGCCAAGCCUGAUAUCGAAACGACAGAACAGUGUCCGUUUGGUCGUAUCGUCUUCAUGUUUGACUAUCGUAAUACCAGCUUCUUGCAGAAGAUUCAAACCUUGAUCACGGAGAUCAACGCCAAGGCCCUAGCGCUCGAUAAGAUGCCGCUACAUGUCAUACAGUUAGCGCUGUCCACCUACAAAUUAUCCAGGGAACAGCAGGCCAGUCGAGCCCUUGACAUUGUGACCGGCUUCCAGGUAAUGGAUGGUAUCAGGCACGUGUUCAUCCUAGAGGGUCUCAGAGAGGGAGCCAUCAGACUGAUUUGGGAAUCCCUGCCUAAACCAGAAAACUCAGAUAUAGAUGUUCUCUACCACAAUGAUAUGAGCUUCAGUAGUCGUUUGUACGGCCCCCUAGACGUUGAUCUCUGCCGGAUCAAGCUGCACGAACCCCUCCAUAUCAUCAUACAGCAGUCGUUGCUCUACGUCAGGGACAUGGUACCACGACCGUGCUUCUUAGCACUCACAAAGCUCUAUGAGCUGAUUGCAACAACAAAGCUUCGACAUGCGAUUAGCAAUGAUCUAUUCCCGACGGCAGGGAUGGUGGUCUCCAUGAGUCGAGAGUUUGGCGUGCCGCUGACGAGUGACGACUUCGAAGAGCUACAGCCAAAGACCACACUUCCGAUUGAUGACAAGGUGUACACACCAUUUGGGGCUCGCACGAGCAGGACAUGGACACCUAUUGACAACUUCAAUGAUAAUUAUGAGAACAUUCUAUUCGAUCGCGAUGGUGCGGAAGGAAAGGACUUCAUCAUUGAAAAUAAGAAUGUGGUUAAAGAAAUCAGCGACGCAAACCAUGUCGUGAACCAGAAGAACAAGAAGGUGAUGAUCCAUGCUGACGUCACUCCUGCUCAUAACUACAGCACACAGCAUCUCAACUCAACAGAACUUGCCAAGGAGAAGCUGAGGCAGGAACUGGCCAAGCACCCUGACCACCGUUUUACGUACUGCCAUGAGUACCAGCAUUCCAUGACCGUCGUCCCCGUCAACGUGGAAGAAGUACGCAAACACCAGGAGGAGCUGUCUCGAUCCCAGUGGCGCACCGACAAGGGCUGGGUUUACCCUGGCGUCAGGAAUAUGAUUGAGAGCAACGUCCACCCACGCAAGCCGGUCGAGCCGAGAAUCGAUGAAUUGAAAUUGCCUUGGGUAGAGAAUACUCUCCAUACUUGCCAGAUGCAACCGACUCUGGAGAACCGUCAACACUUGGCCUGGGAUAUGCGCCAUGCUGACAUGAACCUCUGGAAAAAGCCGCCAGAAAACUUCGGCAACAGCCCACCGAUUACCAUUCACCUAGCCGGCGAGAAACUUUACCGAGAGCAGUUAGAAGCAGCGCAUAAGUCGUUCAAGGAGUGGAUUCAUAAGAUAGUUGUGGACGAUCUUAAGGUUCAUAAUCAUCGCUGUUUACCCGAGACGGAGAUGAGGAAUAAGGGGUUCAAGUCGAGCAACCAGUUGGAUUCCCUGCAAGGAAUCCGUAAAGAUCCGCCAAAGAAACAUAGUCUCAAGAAACCAGGGAUGUACCUGGAGGAUUUGCCUCCGUUGAGCGUUGUUUUGAAUCCGAGUGUUGACACUGCGACGCGUUUGGCUGGGAAGAGCACGGCACCUGCUGUAGAGAACGAGGGGGUCGAAAAGAUAGACGGAUUUGGUCCAGGGCCGUUCGAGGAUCAGAGCUGGGUCUUGGAACGUAAUAAGAUACCACUGAGAGAUUAUGAACACAAAAAGUACGACGCAAGAAAUGGCAAGGAUUUUAAUGUCUACCAUAAAGAGCGGCGAUCCCUCAGUAAACGUCCGAUACAGCCGCUCACCUCGGAAGAAUACGGCACCCACCUCUUCAAACUACCACAGUUCUACCCUGAAUCCUACGUCACACAAUCGGCCCAAGAACUACGGCGGUACCAUCCUGUGCCACCUAUUGGGGAAAGUGCGAAUCAAUCGAAGGAAAAUGAAAAUCUGCUGAAACAAGAACGAACAAGAGAAGUUGACGUCUGCUGAGUUUACAAGUUGUAUUUUUAUAGGACAUUGAUUAAUGAAUAUUUGUAACCUUUUUUUGUUGUUGUAAAAGUACAAUGUAUCAGAAGAAAUAACAAUCUGUGAUAGACUAUUAUUUAUUUUGUAAAUAGGGGUUUUUCUGUUUUCUAUGAGUGAGAUUAUUUGGAGACAGCAAGUAGGCGGUGCUAAAGCCUUGAACACUCAUUAGCAUUAUGCGAGUGGUCAAUGAUCAUUGACGACAGCAUCAUAUUGGGUAGUGAUGAUGUCAUGUGCAUGUCAUCUCAUCGAAACUGCUGCUUUAUAUCCUAGUUGUGUCUUACUCAAUCUGGUCGUGCUGCUUCAUUAUUCCAGGCCUGCCAUGAGGCAGAUUACAUGAUAUGUCUGUGAAGAAUGGUGGAACCAUUUGAAACGUCAAGAGGAUGAUUAACAUUGAUUGUGUAAAAACAAUCUUUGUAUCGUGACAUAUUUUAUGGUCAGAUGGAUGUUCUCACAGAUGUAGCAUGAUGCAUGUCCCUGGUCGCAAAAUAUUCACUGUCUGAAAUGUGUAUACUAUACAUGUGUAUGUAUACCAUGUAAAUAAGCUGCAAAAGACAAUGGGUGAUAUGAAUAAAGGCUAGCAAAUGCUUUUACUUCAAUUUUGUACAGAAAGGCCUAGUGUAAAUGUACAUGGAGUUUUAGAUAAAAGCAUUUACUACUCUUUAUUCAUAUAACCAAUGUAUUGUAACAAGGAGAUUCCGUCCAUGUAAAUAUAGUUUUGAUAGAUAUCAUGAUAGAGUUUGGAUGUAUUUUUGUCCUGAAUCAUUCCAGUGAGCAACAUUCUCACCACCGAUUUCAAGUCUGUGAUA
Messenger RNA from Lineus longissimus, 5336 nucleotides. RefSeq lists its product as uncharacterized. The record is from RefSeq and is a predicted model, not a curated record. Lineage: Eukaryota; Metazoa; Nemertea; Pilidiophora; Heteronemertea; Lineidae. The coding region runs from base 109 to 4494 and encodes 1461 amino acids. The transcript is spliced from 19 exons.